This is a messenger RNA of Helicoverpa zea (corn earworm), 3454 nucleotides long. It is a transcript of the gene Ubc4, whose product is annotated as ubiquitin-conjugating enzyme E2-22 kDa. The transcript has 3 exons. Gene Ontology annotation, cellular component: nucleus. The record is from RefSeq and is a predicted model, not a curated record. Lineage: Eukaryota; Metazoa; Arthropoda; Insecta; Lepidoptera; Noctuidae. The coding region runs from base 87 to 686 and encodes 199 amino acids. Gene Ontology annotation, molecular function: ubiquitin conjugating enzyme activity; protein binding. Gene Ontology annotation, biological process: proteasome-mediated ubiquitin-dependent protein catabolic process; protein polyubiquitination.
CAACAUAAAAUUCAUAUCUGCUUGCUUUCAUUCAAUAUUUGUUCGUCUUCAAAUAAAUUAACCAUAAUUUUAUUUAAAAUUGUAAAAUGGCAAAUAUAGCAGCUAAACGCAUUAAAAGAGAAUUCAAGGAGGUCAUGAAAAGUGAAGAGGUCGCAGGCGGUACCAUUAAAUUGGAGCUGAUUAACGACAGCUGGACAGAACUCCAAGGCGAGAUAGCCGGCCCACCAGACACACCAUACGAAGGUGGAACAUUCCUUUUAGAGAUAAAAGUGCCUGAGACUUACCCAUUUAAUCCGCCCAAGAUUCGCUUUAUGACGAAGAUUUGGCACCCCAAUGUGUCAUCAGUAACGGGUGCUAUUUGUUUAGAUAUACUAAAAGAUCAAUGGGCGGCUGCCCUGACACUGCGUACGGUAUUGCUGUCCAUUCAGGCGCUUUUGGCUGCCGCUGAGCCUAAAGACCCACAAGACGCCGUCGUGGCCAAACAAUAUAGAGAAGACAUACACCUGUUCAACUUAACAGCCAGACACUGGACCAAUUCGUAUGCUGGAGGCCCUACGGUCAUUUGGGAGUUCAAUCAGAAAGUUCAAGUGUUACUAGAUAUGGGCGUCGAAGAAGAUCAAGCGAGAGUCGCACUAUCUACGUUUAACUGGGAACUAGAGCGGGCCACAGAACAUCUUUUUAGUUAGGAUAUUGAUAGAUAACUGUAGCAGUCAGCAUUAAUGGCAAAAAUGCUACAAUGUAAUAUAACAAUAAUAGUUAAAGAGCUCAGGGCUAUCAGAGAUCCCUUAUAGCAUAAAGGCUGAUUUUUUGUGUCCGCGCAUCCUACAUUGUGUAGCAAGACUAGUGUUAUAAAUUCGGGUUAGGGGGAACUCUCCCCUGGGCCGCGGCCCAGAUUACACGGACUAAAAAGAGAUGGGAAAACUGGGCUGAAUGUGCGGGCCACAAAAUCUAUCAUACCCAGUCGUAGGGUGCGGGACCAUAAAAAUCAGCCUUUGUACUAUGAUUUAAGUCUGAUAGCCUAGAGCUCUGGGUCUGUAACGUAACUUGUGAUGCAAAUGUUUCUCCGAUACAUCGCCUGCACGAACUCACAUGAUAAGUCUCGCAACCAUUCGAAAUAUUUUGGUCGUAAUCGUGGAUUAGAUAACUGGAAACAUUUCGUCUUAAAUGAAAUGUAUUUGAUUGUUAUUAUGACCAUUUAAUGUUUCAUAUGGCAUGGCAGCUAGUUAUGUAUAGGUUAUUUGUACUUCAUGUUAGGUUAGGGAUGAAAUACAUGUAGAUUAUCAAGAUGCGAGAGUUUAAAUAUUGAAGAAGUCCGUACUUGAAAUCAACAAGUGCUCGAAACAACCCUCACAUUCUGAGAAUUUUAAUGCAUUUUCUUCCAGAGCUUAUUGUUCGAAGAGUUUGAUACGUAUUUUUAUACAAAAUUGUUAUUUCUGCUUCCUUUCUCGAGAGCCAAAAUUUAAUGCCCCUACUUAUGUUAGUUGUACAUUAAUUCCUUUCAUUUUGUAUUCAUAAUUAUACGGUCAUUUAAACUGAGAUAACCUUUCAAUGAGAUGUUGCACUUAAUGUCAUAACAAUAGUUUAAAUAUUCAAUACGCCAGUAACAUAAUGUGAUGAUAUUGCCUCCAGUAAAGUUAACGAAAAGAUAAACUUUUGAUAAUGUUACAAAGUGAAUGUUAUGAUCUUAGGAUCACUGUAUAGAUAUAAAAAGUUGAAAAGUAGUAGUAGUCGAAAAGGGAAGAAGCGGUAUGACCGGAGCUCCCUUUCCCUUGUUCUAUAUUUCUUGUUAUAGAAGGCACAGAUUAUUAUGAUAACUAGCUUCUGCCCGCGACUUCGAACGCGGAUCUUGUUGAUUCUCGGAGCCCGUUUUCCAAAAUAAAUAAGAGCUUAUGUGUUGCCCAGGCUUAAUACUACUACUACUAUACUUACCCACAUUCAUUUUUAUUGUCUGAUUUAGAUAAAUUAUUCAUUAUGAUAUGAUUAUGAUGGAUGAUUAAUUCAAUCAAUUUAAUUUAUUGCAUGUUAUUGCUAUUCAACCUAUUAAUUUUAAUUUAAACAACUUACAGACACAGUUUUUUAACAGAUUUGUAUAUGUAUAGAUAGUUGCAUUUCUGUUCUGCCUUGAAACCUAAAUAACUAGAUGUUGUGUUGUAUUUGUGUUCUGACGUAGAAAUGUUUUGGCAAAGGGGGAUGUAUUGGCAGAGUGGGAGUAUGUACGUAUCAAUUCUUUGUUAUUGUUUCCAAUCAUGUUUUUUGAAUUUAUUUACUAUAUAGCUUGAGUUUGGAAGGAUCAUUUUAAAGUGUAUCUUAAGGUACCGUUAUUAUUUCAAUAAAUAAAUUGAAAACUGUUAUGUAAAACUGAUUUUUGUUGCAUGUUGUAAAGCUCGCAAGUAAAUAAGUACUCCACGGUCUCGUAGGGUAUAUUAACCUUGAAGUGAAAGUAAAAUGUUGAUUAUCAUUAAUCGCUGACCUUCUCAUUUCAUAUGAAUCACCCCUUUUUAUUAGAAGUCUUCAUGUCGUGAGACUCUAUAAUUAAUCUAUAACAGAACAUAUUUACAUUCAGAAUAGAAUAAUUAUUUGCACAGAAUGUCGACAGCACAUCUAUCUACCAUAAUCUGUUGACUGUCUGUUUGACUGUGGGGUUAAUGGAUUUCAAUAAUAGAUUUUCAAUCUCAUUACAAUCGUUGAAGCUUUCCGCUAUUCUUUCUAUUAAAUAAACGUUUUUAUCAGUUUCUGUGAUUCAAUAAUGAAUCAUAUUGUUUGCAAAUUAUUUACGAUUGCAAUAUGAUUGUAGAGCAAACUACCGAAUAGACCAAAUGGCAGACCAAUCGCAAACCAAUCGAAUGUCAUUGGAAUACGAUUGGUCUUAUAUUAGUAGCAGAAUGCCCGCUAAGGUUAAAACUGCUAUUGCGAUUCAAUUUCUAUUCAAUUUUGAAAUUAUUAACUUAGCAGACUGCGUCUGUAUAGAUAGAAAAAUACAGAUAUUUAAAAUUAACAUUUUGAGGUCUAUGUACAUUUUAUGCACUCAAAUAACCAGGUUGGUUACAAUUAAAUUUUUAAUGUAAAAGAAAUUACAUUAUUGAAAUUGUCAUUAUUUGAUUGUAAAAAAUGUAUCCUGUAUCUAUAUUCAUUGCAAGUCCAAAAAUGUUUGUGCCUGAGUCGCAGCCUGUUUGUAAAAAAAAGUACCACUACUACGCUAUUCAAUUAUAUACGUUAUAGAUUGAGAUUGAAUGGCGACGUUCAGUCAACGGACUAGCUGUUUGAUUGAAUUUCUAUUUUGAACAAUGUAAAGCCUAAUUUUCCUAACAUUCACUUUGAGUAAAUAGUAAAUAUUUCAUAUUUUUUGUAGUGUUACAACUUAAUUAGUUUUGUAUAGGCAGUUAGGUCGAUUGAAACCCGCGGGUAAGGAUUAAAAAGUUGUAACAAAAAUACAUUUAAGAAAAUUCUAUGUGAA